Molecule: messenger RNA, 2056 nt
Organism: Chiloscyllium plagiosum (whitespotted bambooshark)
Lineage: Eukaryota; Metazoa; Chordata; Chondrichthyes; Orectolobiformes; Hemiscylliidae
Source: RefSeq, a predicted model, not a curated record
ACGUUGAACAGUUUCAGCCUCGCCAGCUGUCAACUUUCCCAGUUUCAGAUACUGACUGACCUGUUGCCCAACCUGCUUACACUGUUCAAUCUAUAGAUGACCCUAAUAAUCUGCGGCGGUUGCAACUCGAUAAGGCUCAGCGUGUUCAGUCAUUUCCAGGAAACAUUAAAUCCAAGUGAGCGCGGCAGUAGAAAGUGUCAGCACAAACUAACGAUGAAAUGAGUCAUGUCGCAUCUCACAUUUCAGGUGAUGGUAUCUCGUGACCCGGAAGCGCUGUGUUCCGUCGCUCGAGCUGCAUUCGAAUACUGGACGGUUAGGAUCGGUUGUUGAAAACGCGAUCGGACGGAAGUUGGAGCAGGACUGCUACGGCUGCGAUGAGCUUCAACCAAUAUAAGUUACAGUCUACAGGAAAUCUCAGGAACGCCCUUUUCCAGAUUCUUCACAGCAAUCAGUUGUUCUAAAACUUAACUCUGAUAAUUGGACCCAACAAGAGCCUAGAACUUACAGCUUUUACUUGCAAGAUGAUGAGUACAGAACUUCAAAAUAUUACUCUUCUAUUCCUUUGCAAAUAUCUAGCAUGAUGCAAAUCACAACAAUUGAAUGGUGUCAAGGAGUACACUCUGAAAUGAAACGGUAUAUGGAAGUAAAUAAUGUAAGAGCAGAAAACGGAGAUAGUAAUACACAAGAUGACCCUUUUACCUCAGGUCAAGUUACCAAACUCUUAAAUGAUAACAGGAGAGUAACAUUCCUAUUAAAAGAGUUGAAUGCUGUGGCAGAAUCUAAUAAAAAGCUUCAGGAUAAACUGUCAGAAAAAGAGCAUGAAUUGGAAAUUUUAAAGCUUGACACUGAAUUACAAGAAAAAGCAGCAGAAGCCAAAAUAGCUGAAAAGGCUACAGUGCUUGUUGAAGAAAUCUAUCAUGCACAAAAGGAACGGGAUGCAGCAGUUAUGGCUCGACUUAGACUUGCCAAUGAAGAAAGAGAUGAAGCCCUCAUCCGAGCUAAAUGGCUAGAACAGACCUUUGAAGGGUUGGAAAAUAUUAACCCUGAAGAAAAUGACAUGACAUUACAGGAAUUACUGAACCGAAUCAACAAUGCAAAUACAAGGAGAUCUAUCGACCAGAAUGAAGACUUAAUUGUGGAUCGAAUACGCAAAGCCAGAGAGCGGAAGAAGAAAAUAACUGCUGAAGAAAUUAAUGCAGUUAUUGAGGAGAGAGAUUGUGCUUUAGAAAGAUGCAAACAGUUGGAGCAGGAGCUUCAUCUUUUGAAAGAGCAGAACCAGGCAUUGGCAAACAGUACGACACAGCUGAUGACUGAAAACAACCAAGAACGUGCCUUGAAGACUGAAUUACUAACAGUACAGAAAGAAAGGGACAGAGCUUUAGAGCGAUGUAAGGAACAAGAAGAAGAAAUUCAGACACUGAGACUUUAUUACAGCUUACACAAGUCAUUAUCUCAAGAGGUCCCUGUCACCGACCAGUUCAACAUUGCACUAAGCACUUACGAUGAAGCUUUAUGCGCUACCAAGGACAUUAUGUCAGCCACGCACCACGAAAAUGAAGAUCUUGCAAACCAGUUACAACUGGCUGUGGUAGAACAAGCAAACAUGAAGAUUAAACUGCAGCAAGCCUUGGAAGCCAAAAUCCAACUGAGUGAAAAAGUUCAGAAGUUGGAACGGCUGGUAGACGUCCUGAGGAAAAAGAUUGGAACAGGGAACAUCAGGACGGUGACUUAAUUGAGUAGCAGUGUCUGACGAUGUAGUCACAUCUGCUGACCAGGCCAUUCUAUUCAUCAUUCUACCAAUAAAAAAGCCUGGUUUUAGCAAACAAUUGUUGUAACCGCCACACUGAAAUAACAUUCCAAAAAUAUCAUCAUCUAAUUUUUUGGAGGCUGGAAACUUGAUAAUAUUACAUGUUGACUAAACUUGUGGGCAUGCAGAAAGCAUUCUGAAAUGCACCAAUUUUAACUAGGAAUUUCUGAGAUCGAUACUAAAGCAUAAAAAAAAGAAACUAUUCGUAUUUCUUAAGAUAAUUUAAGUUUUUAUGAUCUUACCUCCCUU